ACACUCUCAGCGCUCUCAGUCGACGGUUGGAUCGCUGAUCGAUUGGACACAUUCCGGUUGAGCUCCCCACGAUUCCAGUUGGUGACGGCGCGGCGUUGUGUUAUGUUGAAGUACUGAGUACAAUUAAUAGCUACAACGAGAGAUUGUUGUCUUGCGAUUGUGAAGUUUAGUGAAUAAAAAAUCAUACAAUUGGUGAGAACUUUUGGUACAGAUAACAAACAAGAAACCAGUGUAAUUCCGUGAGAAACACAAAAAUCAUGGCUUGUAAAAUUGUGCAUACGUUUCAAAAUGGUACAAAAAUGCCAGCUCUUGGGUUCGGCACUUGGCGGGCCUCGGACGAAGAGGUGGAGAAAGCGCUGAACGAGGCCCUCGAAGCCGGUUAUCGGCACAUCGACACGGCUCCGGUUUAUCUGAACGAGAAAACCAUCGGCCGGGUUCUGCGGCAAUGGCUGGACGCCGGAAAGCUGACCCGGGACGAGCUGUUCAUCGUGACCAAACUGCCUCCGCCCGCAACGCGGGCCAGUUCGGUCGAAAAGUUUAUCACCCGUUCGUUAGCGGACCUGCAGCUGGACUAUGUGGACCUGUAUCACGUCCAUGUGCCGUUCACGGUACCGGAAGUCGAUGGACCGUUCCUGACCGAUGAUGACGGCCAGCUCGUGCUGGAUACGACCACCGAUCAUGUUGCCCUGUGGCAGGCCAUGGAAAAGAUCGUGGAAGCCGGCCUAGCACGCAACAUAGGCCUAUCGAAUUUCAAUCAGCGGCAGAUACAGCGAAUUCUCGAUAAUUGUCAGAUAAAACCGGCUAACCUGCAGAUCGAGAAUCACAUCUAUCUGCAGCAACCCGAACUGGUGAAGUUUUGCAAAACCAACGGAAUAACCGUGACAGCUUAUUCGCCGCUCGGUUCCAAAGGGAUCGAGCACAUUUUGGGCCGUGACGUUCCGAAUUUGCUGGACAAUCCGGUGGUGCGGGAGCUGGCCGGCAAGCAUGACAAAUCCGUGGCCCAGAUCCUGCUGCGCCAUCUUUUGCAGCGCGAGAUUUCAACGAUCCCGAAAAGCACGAACCCGGCCAGGCUGCGGGAAAACAUUGCCCUGUUCGAUUUCGAGCUAGACGAGGCCGAAAUGGCUAAAUUGGCCGCGUUGGAUCAGAAUAUUCGCAUCUGCGAUUUCGGAUUCUUCCCCGGUAUUACCAAGCAUCCAGAGUUCCCUUUCUAAAAAUUUAAGAGCGUGCGAGACGGAUUUCUCAUUACUUUCAUAUUGACAGAGGAAACAAAUAUCAUUACAAUAUAGGUUACAUUUCUUUGAAUAUCAUAAGAAUCUACAUGAAUGUAAUGCAUCGAUUUAUAUAAACAAAAUAGGUUAAAAAUUUGUCAUCGAUAAUAAAUAUCUAGCGAAAAAGCAUUGAUACUUAACUACUGUCUAGGUACUAAAUAGAACUGUGAAA
Molecule: messenger RNA, 1440 nt
Organism: Uranotaenia lowii
Lineage: Eukaryota; Metazoa; Arthropoda; Insecta; Diptera; Culicidae
Product: 1,5-anhydro-D-fructose reductase
Exons: 7
Coding region: 258-1211 (317 amino acids)
Molecular function (GO): oxidoreductase activity
Source: RefSeq, a predicted model, not a curated record